AGAUAAUCCAAAAUGGACGUGUGCAGGUGGCAGAUUUCUUGGAUAUUUGGUUUUUUCUUGUUUUUAUCAGACGUAAUCGGAGAUUUCGACAGGAGAGAUUAUAUGAAGCGAGAACACACUCUUGUUAAACCAUACUCUGGGUCAGGAUUUUCUGUGCCACUAUGGGACUUUGUAGGAACUACUAUGGUUACAAAUAAUUAUGUACGAUUAACACCAGAUUACCAAAGUAGACAAGGAGGAAUAUGGAAUACUUUACCGUUAAUGGUAAAAAAUUGGGAAUUACAUGUCCAUUUUAAAGUGCAUGGCAGUGGAAAGAACCUGUUUGGAGAUGGUUUUGCAAUAUGGUACGCAAGAGACAGAAAUCAAUUAGGUCCAGUAUUUGGAAAUAAGGAUUUUUUUGUAGGACUAGGAAUUUUCUUGGAUACAUACAGCAACCACAAUGGACCUCACAAUCAUGAACACCCAUACAUUUCUGCCAUGGUGAAUAAUGGGACAUUACACUAUGACCAUGAUCGUGACGGUACACACACAGAGAUAGCUGGCUGCGAGGCUAAAUUCCGCAAUAAAGAUUACGACACUUAUGUAGCUAUCCGAUACCAAGACGAAACACUUAAGGUUUCCACAGAUAUAGACAAUGAAAACAAAUGGAAGGAAUGUUUUGUUGUCCAUGGAAUCAAACUGCCAACAGGGUAUUAUAUUGGUGCUACUGCUGCCACUGGUGAAUUAGCAGAUAAUCAUGAUAUUAUUUCUAUGAAAUUAUAUGAAUUAGAAUCUUUAAAGAAGGAAGAUUCUUCGGAGUAUACAGGGCUGCCAUCUGCUCAGUUCUUUGCCUCUCCCAGAGAUCAUGUGGAGGACCCAAAAGGUGGUUUCAUGUCAGGCAGUAUGUCUGGGUGGAAAGUGUUUAUCAUCAUCGUCAUAGCAAUCAUUGGUUUAGCCGUCUGUGGAGUGGUGGGCUAUGUGGUAUUCAAUAAAGAUGCUGGCUUCAACAGCAAACGAUUCUACUAAUUCUCUCCUGUAAUUGGGAGGGAAAAGUUCAAAGUGCAUUAUCUUUAAAUCUGCAUUCAAGACAUUACUAUGUUUUAAUUUUGCAGCACAUCUUAGUACUGUUACUUGAUGAUAUACAUUAAUAUUAUGUCUUUAUGCAGCAAGAAAAUAAUUUGUACAUAUUUGGUUUUUGGGGUUUACGUCAGCUGGUUUUCAUAAAUUAAGAUUUGCAACUACUGACAUUCCAUACUGAAUACUGUAGUCAAAUAUCUUUUGUACACCAGUUUUAUAUACCUGCAGAAGAAAACUCUUUUGAUGUUAAAGAAAAGAUAAACAUUUUUCUUUUGUAAAAUACUGUGUAAUACUUAAUUGCUUGUACAUACAUGUAAUACAUGUAUGUAUGGUAAUUUUGUCUCUUUAAUGAUCUUGGAAAUCCCUUUCUACAAAUUAGUUUGAACGACAACUUUUAAUUUUUGUGAACAUGUUGUGAUGCACAAUUUUCAUGUGCAAUAUUGCACAGUUUUCAUGUGCAAGAUGUGAAAUUUUGUGUUAACAAAUUUAAUUUCUACCAUGGCCAUGCUGAAGAGUUUUUACAAUUUUUCAUCGGAGCCUUUCUUUAUAUUGCAUUGUCACAAAUUAAUGCUCUUCAUAUUUAAUUUUACCAUUUAUUGAAGUUAUUAAAACUUAAUCAAAAUACCUUGUAUUUCAAAUUAUAAAGUCUAUAGAAAUCUUUUCCUACAUAAAACUACUAUACAUAUAUUUGAUACUUGCAAUAAAUGUUGUUUAAUGAAAAACCCAUCCACUUACAAAGUCAGAGAGCUGUUUUGUUUUUUUUUAAAUUCCACCCAUGUUUGUAUGUAUUCAAGAUAGUUUUACGCAUUUUAAAUUCUGUUUAAAUGCAAAUGUAGGAAAGCAUGUGGAUUUAAGCAUUCAUUCAGUUAUAUAAAAAACUGAAAAGAUUGUAACCAACCAUAGUCUUGAUGAUAAACAUAAUGUUAUAAAAUAUUUAUGUUAGUCCAAUCAUCAUUGAUCAAGUUUUUUUCCAUGUUCAAAGUGAAAGCAGUACGUAAACUAUGUUAUUAUGUCACAUGAUUGUUCUGAUCUUGUAACAUGCCAAGUUGCAAAUUUAGGACAUGUGAAAUUGAAAAAAAGUCCUCAAUUUUUUCUACAUUUGAUCAUCAGUAAGCUUGCAUGUACUUUUGGGGAUUGGGGAAUAUUGUUCACUUUCUGAUAAAAACCAUUAUUGUUUGUGAGGCUUGGGAAGCUUUUACAUUGAUAGUCUUGGCCAGAAAAUGACCGGUUAACAGAAGAGUGUCCUUUCCAAGUUCUUUAGUUCUUUUGUUUUUCAAUUGUUUAUUUCAUAAAAACUCUACUCUUAUAGAAAGACAUGUUUGGUUGUAUAAUUAUGUAUUAGUUUUUGAUUAGCUUUGUUUUGAUGUGUGUACAGUACAUGCAUAUACAUGUACUUAAAAUUUAAUAUUACAUCAGUACAUGUACUAUUCAAUCUUGUGCCAAUAUAUUUGUAAAAUCAUUAUAAACAGUUUAUAGCAAAUAUACAGGUUAAGAGUAUGGUUAUAUCUAAUACAAUAUUUUUGAAGAGUGAAAAUUUUGUAGUUCAAUACAAGAUUAACAUAAAUAUGUAUUCUGUUAUGUACAUGUUUGUACCGGUAUCUGUUAAUGCAUGUAUUAUGCAUGUUUGUCUGCAAAACGUGUUUAAAAAAAAAAACUUGAGAAAAAUGAAUUUACUAAUGUCUCAAUAUCAUUUCUAAUGUUGCAUGCCUGAAAAGUUAAAAACUUUUUUGUAUGAAUUAGAUGAACUUGAUUUUGGUGAUGUAUAAAUGUGGGAAUAAGGGACAAUGAAUAAAUGAGUCAUGUGUUGUAGUUUUCUACUUGUUUAAAAACUGAAUGGAAGUAUGAAUUAAUCAUAUUGAUUGUGGGAGAAAAAUUUGAUGAAUAAAUCUAAUUUGUUUUAGAGAA
Molecule: messenger RNA, 2961 nt
Organism: Saccostrea echinata
Lineage: Eukaryota; Metazoa; Mollusca; Bivalvia; Ostreida; Ostreidae
Product: vesicular integral-membrane protein VIP36-like
Exons: 9
Coding region: 13-1005 (330 amino acids)
Biological process (GO): endoplasmic reticulum to Golgi vesicle-mediated transport; endoplasmic reticulum organization; Golgi organization
Cellular component (GO): COPII-coated ER to Golgi transport vesicle; endoplasmic reticulum-Golgi intermediate compartment; Golgi membrane
Molecular function (GO): D-mannose binding
Source: RefSeq, a predicted model, not a curated record